Messenger RNA from Aureobasidium namibiae CBS 147.97, 801 nucleotides. RefSeq names its product DUF218 domain protein. The record is from RefSeq and is a predicted model, not a curated record. Gene Ontology annotation, cellular component: plasma membrane. NCBI's taxonomy places the organism in Eukaryota, Fungi, Ascomycota, Dothideomycetes, Dothideales, Saccotheciaceae. The transcript has a single exon. The coding region runs from base 1 to 801 and encodes 266 amino acids.
AUGACUCUCGCAGAAGACCUGAACACCAUCUCUACCUUCCUCUCCCACGAGGAAAUACAACUGGACCCCUCUUCAGACACUCAACACUACGACGCAAUCAUCCUCUGCGUCAGCGCCAUCUUUCACUGCGCCGAGACACUCUUCGAAGCCAUUCAGCAAAGAGGCUCAUCCCUCACGCCUACUCUGAUCCUCUGCGGUGGCAUCGGACACUCCACACCUCACCUCUACACCGCAGUAUCCCAAAACCCUCACUAUGCCCACCUCGCCUCUCGCAUCAACGGAUUACCAGAAGCUCAAGUCAUGCAGAAAAUUCUGAAUACCUGCUAUGCCACCGAUAAUGCCAAAACCUCCACCGUCAAAGUGUUGAUUGAAGAUCAAAGCACCAAUUGCGGUGCCAAUGCCACAGAAACGAAAAAGUUGCUCCGAAAGCACGGGAUUUCGGUUGUAGAAGGCAAAGUGUUGGUUAUUCAGGAUCCUACAAUGAGUUUGAGGACGAAAAUGUCGUUUGAAAAGGCUUUUGAAGAUGAUCAAGUGGUGUUUGAGGCUUGUCCCACUUUUGUGCCUGUAGUCAAAGAAGUAGAUGGUAGAUUGAGGUUUGACGAGAGUGGAGGUGUCAAAGAGGAGCAGUUGUGGGAUAUGGAUAGAUUUCUAGGAUUGAUUUUGGGGGAGAUUGUUAGAUUGAGGGAUGAUGAGAUGAGCUAUGGACCUAGAGGCAAGGGAUUUAUUGGGCAUGUUGAUGUGCCUGAGACUGUGCUCGAGGCAUAUGCCAGACUUGAUAAAUCUGUACAGGCAAAAAGGUAG